UUUGUAUUCAAAAUAUAAUUUUAUCUCUUACACUAAUUGGCCUUUUGGCCUCAUAAUCCCGAAAGAUGGUGAGUUAUAUUUUUUCAACAUUCAUGAAGAUGUAUUUAUAUCAGAUUACUCACAUAAAGCUCACACACCAAAUUAUGCUACAAUGGAUUAUUUAGUCUUAAGGUGCCGCAAGAGAUUUUGUUGCUCUUUGAUGUGCAUUAGUGGAAUCCAUAUAAAAAUUAUUUAAGAUAUUUUUCAAUUCCAUAGGGGGCAAUGCAGCAGAACAAAAUGACCCAGAAAUGGAUGGAGAGGAUGGUGUAUCCUUUAUUAACAGCCAGUAUGGUUCACUCUUUACUCCUGCGUUAAAAGUGACAGAGGGGCAUGGUGAAGUCAGCAUUAAGCUAUAUUUGAACUGCAGUCAUUGUGAUCAUGAUAUGUGCCACGGAGAUUUGAAGACUCAGGAAAUUGUUUGCAUUUGUGGCUAUGGAUAUGUGUUGGCUAAUGAUGGUGUCUCUUGCAUAGAUGAACUGAUCCUGCCCACCAAGAAUCCUCCUCUUUCUUUGGUCUUGUCAGUAGUGACUUCAGCUCUGGUUGCUGGUCUUAUUCUAGCCUUUUCAGCAGUUAUGAUAGUGUAUCGGCAGAAACACCACCAAGAGCUGCAAGCUGUGCAGAUGGAGUUACAGAGCCCCGAGUACAAGCUGAGCAAGCUGCGCACUUCCACAAUUAUGACAGACUAUAACCCCAAUUACUGCUUUGCAGGAAAAACUACUUCCAUUAGUGACCUCAAAGAAGUGCCCCGGAAAAAUAUUUCUUUGAUAAGGGGUCUAGGCCAUGGAGCUUUUGGGGAAGUGUAUGAAGGCCAGGUGAUUGGGAUCCCCACUGACCCCACUCCUCUUCAAGUGGCUGUAAAAACAUUGCCAGAGGUUUGCUCAGAGCAAGAUGAGUUGGAUUUCCUGAUGGAAGCUCUUAUAAUAAGCAAGUUCAAUCACCAGAAUAUUGUACGCUGCAUUGGAGUGAGCUUACAGGCUCUGCCUCGCUUUAUUUUGCUGGAGCUUAUGGCUGGAGGAGACUUGAAAUCUUUCCUGAGGGAGACACGGCCAAAGCCGACCCAUCCCUCCUCACUAACCAUGCUGGAUUUGCUACACGUAGCUCGUGAUAUUGCUUGUGGUUGUCAGUAUUUGGAAGAAAAUCACUUCAUUCACAGAGACAUUGCUGCUCGAAAUUGCCUCCUUACUUGUAAAGGUCCUGGAAGAAUAGCUAAAAUUGGAGAUUUUGGGAUGGCCAGGGACAUAUAUAGAGCCAGCUACUACAGAAAAGGAGGGUGUGCAAUGCUGCCUGUCAAAUGGAUGCCACCUGAAGCCUUCAUGGAAGGGAUAUUUACAUCCAAAACAGAUACCUGGUCAUUUGGAGUGUUGCUGUGGGAAAUAUUCUCGCUUGGAUAUAUGCCCUAUCCCAGCAAAAGUAACCAGGAGGUCUUGGAAUUUGUCACAAGUGGAGGAAGGAUGGAUCCACCCAAAAACUGCCCUGGCCCUGUAUAUCGAAUAAUGACCCAAUGCUGGCAACACCAGCCAGAAGACAGGCCAGACUUUGCCAUUGUUCUGGAGAGGAUUGAAUACUGCACCCAGGAUCCUGAUGUCAUCAAUACGGUUCUGCCUGUGGAGUAUGGUCCAUGCAUUGAAGAAGAAGAAAAGGUUCCUGUGCGUCCUGAAGAUCCUGAAGCAAUUCCUCCUCUGUUAGUGUUGCCGCAGCGAGAGAAAAAGGGUGCUGAGCAGCUCCUGCCUUCCGCGUCCUCUCUCCCUUUCGUCAUUCCAGCAGGCAAAGCUCUCAUGAAAGCAGCUGCUGUUGAGCCAAUUACCCAGGCUAACAUCCAGACUGCCCUAGAAGGGGGACAUGUCAACAUGGCAUACACUCAAUCAAUUCCUGCAACAGAGCUCCACAAAACCCGGGGAUCCAGAAACAAGCCUACCAACCUCUGGAACCCAACAUAUGGCUCUUGGUUUUCAGAGAAGCCAGUUGUCAAAAAGACUUCUCAGCUGGAAAAAGAGGCAACAGAGCAGGAAGAUUCAAGGCAUGAAGGCAGCUGUACUUUGGGGCCCAGCAUAAUGGCUGGAAGGCUGCCAAGCUCCUCCCUUCUUCUAGAACCAUCUUCACUUACAGCCAGUGUUAAGGAAGUGCCUCUCUUCAGGCUUCGCCAUUUUCCUUGUGGCAAUGUUAACUAUGGAUACCAACAGCAAGGCCUUCCCUUGGAAACCUCAGCCCCACCUCUGUGCCAGCAGUUACGAGGACCUUCACCUUAGGAACCAGCUCAAUCAACCUCUAAUCUUCUUGACUUUCUUCCCAUGUGACUCGUGAGCCUUGGCACAAACUUCAGUGUCAACCAUAUAGCAAGCACGAGAACAGAACAAAAUUCCCUUCUGUUAUGUGCCAAUCUGCUCUGAAGUGCCAUCACCCCUGAAGCUUGUUUUUUUUUUAAAUCUCUUAAUAAGUUUCAAUUUAUCAGUGCUCCUUUAUAUACACACCUACACAAUCAUACCUUUAAAAACACAUAAUUCUCUGAGAUAAUAAUCACUAUUACAAGCAAGGCCCUGCCCUCAAUUGCAUAAUAUCACUUGCAUGGUUGUUUGCUAUGGCCUUUCCUGUGUGCUGCUUCCUCUUAGUUGUUUAUAUGCCAUUUCAAAACUCGCUGGCCAAGUGUUUAAUGUUUAGGGAUUUUCUAUACUGCCAAACAAUAUUUUGGAUGUCCUCAUGAUUUCAGAGAAGGUAGGGAAAUGUCGUCCUGUCAAAGGCAAAGUCACAUAACAUGGACUCUGAAAGAGCUCAUACUCAAAUAGCAUCAUAGCUACCACAUGCAUGCAAAACUAUGGAGACCUAGCAACAGAAUAGCUAAAUGUGUCAAUGUCACUCCUUUUAUUCUAAGGUGGAAAUUGCAGAAAGUCAAAGAACACGACCAAAUGAAAUGGAUUACCUUGGCAAGGCAGUAAAAACGCUCUCCUUUCCCCAUCUAUUGUGAUUGUUGGUUGGCAACUGUUGAGCAGUUAAAUCUAACACUUAUCUUUCAGCAUGUAUUCAUGUCAUUGAUGGAUCUGCCAAAAUGUGGCAGAUGAGCAAAGGAUUAUCAAGAUAGUAAAGGCCAGAUUGCAUACUACUGAAACUCUCAUUAUGUCACUGUCAUUAUAUCAUUGCUGAGGGCAAAGCUUGGCAAUCAGAGGAAGAGAGUCCUUUGGUACGAAUAUCAAUUCUUCCAGGGUGUGAAGAUACUAAUUAUUAUAAUAUGCGUAGUAGUCUAGGAACCAAGCCAAAAGCUUUUAUAGAACAAGAAUUUAGGAGAAAGGGAUGUUAAAAAAUCCUCACUGCCCAUUUUUCAAAGCAUAUAUAACCGUGAUGGCGAACCUAUAGCACACGUGCAUGAGGUGGCAUGCAGAGCCAUCUUUCUGGGCACAUGAACUGUCACCCAACUCACCUGCAGCUGCGCAUGCGCACGCACCCCAGCUGGUGUUCGGGCCUCCGGUGUGCUUGCACGCCAUUCAGGAGACCCAGCUGAUCUUCAGAGCUCUGCUGUGCAUGUGUGCGCAUUUGCACAUGUACAUGAGAGUACUUCGGCGCAGUGCGUGCAUGUGUAAAUGGCGUUCAUGUGCAUGCAUUGCAGGUGUGAAAACCACACACAUGAACAGAUGGUGCAAUUGUGUGCACAGCGCAUGGGCACGCAAAAUCUGUGUGCAUGCACAGAUGGUGCGAUUGCGUGUGCAGCGCAUGGGGGAGCCACAUGAAAGCCAUGCACAUUUGCAUAUGGUGUGGUUGCGGGCACAGCGCAAGGGGGCCUGCACAAAAGCCAUGUGCUUGUGCAGAUAGUGUGGUUGCACACGCAGCUCACAGGGGACGCACAUGAAAUCUGUGCGCAUGCGCAGAUGGUGUUGCAAACGCAGUGCAUGGGGGAGGAGCUGUGCAUCAGUGCGGAUAGCACGUGCGCACAAAGUGCACAAAGCAGGUACCUGUUUGACACUCGGUGAGUAAAAGGUUCACCACCACUGAUAUACAAUAUAAUAUAUACAUAUACUGAUAAAUUAGGACUUAAAACAACAAUUAUAUUAAAAUUCAGCAAGCCGUAGAGCCACAAGCCAACAUGCUUGUUAAAAACAACCAUUAAUUUGACUUGAAUUGAAAAGGUUUAUUAAAAUAUCUUACUUUGUGAUUAGUUGCCAAAAUUGCACCUACACAGUAAUACCUACUGGGUGAAAAAAUUAAAGAGAUGGUGAUGCCUGUGAUAUGAGAAUAUUGAUACAAAAGAAGAUAUUAGCAUUGUUCCAAGCAAGUAAACUAGCACAUUGAACCAAAGUUGCUACUCAGGUGUGCAACUUUCAACCAAUUUUCUAGCUUAAGUGAAAAAUAGUAUAUUAUGUGGUACUAAUAGUAUCUUACGCUGACCCAACCUUUGCAUCGCUGUAAAGAUAAAUGAAGACCAAUUUGUGCCUCCUGUCUUUGUUUUAAGAUCCUAAUAAACGCAGCUAUAGUUCUGUGCAAUUUGCAUUGCAUAAGAUCAUUAAUUUCAUUAGGCCUUAUAUGCAAAUGAAGAUGAGCGAUCUUCCUCAAUGAAAGCAAAUGUUAUUGACUGUCAGUGGCUCUUGGCUUGCUGUAAUAACAGUCAAUAGAAAUUGCUCUGUAAAUUAGGCAAAUAGAACAUUUAUGAACCCAUCCCAGUGAAAGAAUAUCAUGGUCCUGCCAGGAAAUAACCAAGAACCUUAAAAUAUGAAGUGAGGCUGGCUUUCUCUCUGCUCUGAACAACCAUUUAUUAUCACUUUUACAUAGGCAGCCCCAUGUUCUGUAGUUGAGUCAGGGAGCUUAAAUUAGUAAGUAUGUGGGUUUCCUGCUUGACAUUUCUACUUGCAUACAGCAAAAAUCACAUUCUUUGUGAGAAUUGUUCCUUAUGCUGAUAAGACCAGCAAUUACCAAACCAAUCAAGAGUUACGUUCCGUCCUGCCUUCACAAGAGGGAAACAACCGGGCCCCCUUAAUUGCAAGAGUAUGAGAAACUGGACAAGAGAUUUUACCAUACAGUAAUUGCUUCUACAUAACAGUAUCAUCUGAAAGAAAGAAAUUUACUGGAAUAAGUAUGAAGCUUCUCUCCUGAAAGUUUGGGCAAGAAACAGUUAAUCCAAGGAACACGUUUUUCAAAUCCAGUAGUAUGUUAAAUUGCAAGGAAAUUUAAGGUUGCAACAGAAGAAUUCUAGCAAGUACCUUACUUUCAAAUAAGAUGCUUAUAUAUAAGCAAUUAUGGUGGCAAAAUUGUUACCUAUUUUCUCACGCGCUUAUUGUUUAAGAAGCAGUUUGCUCUCGUGAAUAUGGGACAGAAGGUACCAGAUGAUCAUUUUGGUUUAUGCUAAUUUUAUCACUGUGGUUUGUGUUUGAUUCAGUUCAGGAUAAUUAAAAGCAGAGUUCUGGAUUCUGUAAAAUACAGAAUACAAUACUAAAGCAGGUUGUGAUGUUGCAGUGACUAUACCAAACCUCAUGUCAUAGCUUAUUUGUGUACAUUAUGUAGCUGUGUGUGUGCUGUACCCUUGUUUUGCGUCUUCCAUUAGCCAAGGACAGCACUGGCCAAGAAUUUCUCUGGAAUGUUAAUUAUAGUUUUAAUAUAUGCCAGAAUUCAUAAAAAGCUCCACAAACCAGUAGCCAUUCUUACCUUCUCAGCAAAAGGCCCUCAGUGGUGUGUAAUUUUGUACCCUUGAAAAUCAUUGUACUGAGUUGUGGUUGCUUAAGAUUAUUGUGUAUAAGAUGGUAAGCCAUAUAAUUCUUUAAAGCAGGGCUGUCAAACUUCUGGCCCAUGGGCCGGAUGCAUCACACGCUGGCCAUACCUAUGCCCAUUUUAAUGAAGGGGGGGGAUCUUGAUACAUCACAUGACGCCUCUGUGACGAUGUGAGUUUGACACCCCUGUUCUAAAGAAAUAAAUUUAUCUUGAUGCUUGCAAAACUUACAAACCUCAUUAUGAAGAGAAUCUUGAGUCUUUCCACAGCAGUUAUUUAUCGAGGACAAGCCUGUUAAGUAUCUAGCACAAGUGCAUCAUCAAGCAUUUAAGUUACACUACAGAAUAACAUAAAACGCUAUGCCAGGGACAGCAAACAGACCAAAACUGAAGCUGUCAGACCAUCACAAAUACAUGGGAAUCAUGCUAAUCUAUAAAGGAGUGUGUUCCCCAAGAAUAACCCCCACCUGGGCAGAAGUCACUUUCAAUAAUUUAUAUGGUCAACGUGGCAAGUUUAGGGAAGAGCUGAAGGAAUAUAUCACACAAUUUGCCUUUUAGCUGAUCAGCGAUGCAAAUCUCUUUCUGAGGCAUGAGCUCUGAAGCUAUAUGGAAAACAUACAUUCAUGCUUCCCUACCUUGAAGUCUUACAGGGAAAAGCAAUGAGCAAAAAAUGAAUGUGGUUGAUGCAAAGUCUUGAAGUUUAUUCACACACUAUAGUUGCACUGCAGCAGAAGAGAAGCACCACAGAGAGAGAGAGAGUUCCCCCAUAAUUACAGUUGGGAGAAAAGUAUACAGUUAUAGGAAAAUCAAUGAAGUAGAGGCAAGGAGAAACUACCGGUUUCCCCAUAAUAAGACAUCCCCUGAUAAUAAGCCCAAUCGGGCUUUUGAGCGUGUGGCAAUAAGGCCAAGCACUUAUUUCAGGGUUCAAAAAAAUAUAAGACAGGAUCUUAUUUUCAGGGAAACACGAUAGGAUUCCUAAUCUACUGUAUUUAUGGUAUGAGUCAGUUCUCCAACUAUUCUCCUUCAACAUCUGUCUUGAUGGCUGCCUCCAAAACAUUGUCAAUUUCUUUGCCUUGAGUAAUAAACUUAAUUAAAUGGUACUAGAACACCAUCGGAAGGCUCCUUCUUUCGGAACUAUCCUAUAUGAGCAGGAUAAAAUGAAUUACAGAUCAACUGCUGAUUUAUCAUAAUACAGCCAGUCAACCUCCUAGUUUUUAUCCUAUGUGAGCCCGGAGUAAAAUUAAGAUAGAAUUGGAAUUUGCUUUGUUUUGCAAUAUAGCAACUUUAAAAAUAAUAAUAGGUGUACAGCAAACUUGGUGAGCACUGUGAGAAGUGUCUGGCUCAGUGGAACCCCAGUAUCACACUAGAAAGGCCAACCUUGAACUGUAGCUUCCAUUCAUUUGUAAGUUUAUUAGCUUUGAACAACAUAUUAGGAGAACAAGAAGUUAAAUAUGGUAGAAUGGGGUCAUGUUCGUGGGUAAGACUAAUAGAAGGUAUGCUCCUAGAUCCACAGCUAUAUCACAUUUGUACAGCCCUUUUUCAGGUUCUGAGAUUCAGGAAGAGUAUUCUCUUUGUGGGAAAGGGAGUGGAAUUCUAACAAAGAUGCAGGGGAUGCUUCAAAAAAGGAUGGUACAUUCAAAUAGAACACCUUUUUUCUCCAUUUUGUCUGGAAUGACACUGCUGUAGGUAUAACUUUUACAUUCCGUCUCUCCUCUGGUAUUAGAUGCAUGAGAAGUCAGAUAGAAAGCAUAUUGCAAAACUUGGCCUGUUUUUCAUGGGAUGUACUCUUGAAGUGGACAUACAUAGAAGUGCCGCAACACACAACAGAACAUACAGAAAAUGUUUUUAUUUCCUUUCAUUCUGAAUCUACAAAUUUAGGCCAGGGGAAUGGAGUUUUGCUGGGCUCAUUCUGCAGUGCACAAUAGCUGCUGUUCUUUUAAGAAUUUUCUUUCAGAAAGAAUAAGUACUACCAUUUCAAAGGCCUUUUGCAGUUACACCUGGAUGUCUCAACCCUCUGUGCCUCAGUCUGUACUAGAGCUUUGUCAUUAGGAAUGUGAUUCAUGUUUGUACAGAAGCUUGUGCAACAUUACUCAUAAACCAAGGGCCUAUGCAUUUCAGGGAUCCUUCUCAAAAAUCAAAUACUAAUAUAUGGUCAUUACAUAUUUUCUAUUGUAUUUGUAUUGUAAUCUAGUGUAGUGAACCUAAAGGCAUGAAAAUAAAAUGACUGUAAAGGAA
Molecule: messenger RNA, 7956 nt
Organism: Pantherophis guttatus
Lineage: Eukaryota; Metazoa; Chordata; Lepidosauria; Squamata; Colubridae
Source: RefSeq, a predicted model, not a curated record